Messenger RNA from Magallana angulata, 5694 nucleotides. Its product is annotated as sperm-associated antigen 1-like. The record is from RefSeq and is a predicted model, not a curated record. NCBI's taxonomy places the organism in Eukaryota, Metazoa, Mollusca, Bivalvia, Ostreida, Ostreidae. The coding region runs from base 111 to 3860 and encodes 1249 amino acids. Gene Ontology annotation, molecular function: heat shock protein binding. The transcript is spliced from 23 exons. Gene Ontology annotation, cellular component: mitochondrion; cytosol.
AUUUCAUUCGACAACAACCUGCAUGAACUUGGUUACAGAUUCCUAUCCCAACGCCGAACGUAUUUAGUUGUAUUAGUGGACUGUAGCUGAUACAUAAAAUAGCUCCCAACAUGUCUGCAGCACAGGAUGCUAGCUCUUUGUUGAACAUGGGCACUACCAAGAAGUAUGAUAUUCCCUUGGCCCACUUGGAUUACAAAUACAUUGAAGAAUGCAAUGAUGUCAAGUACCUGGAGAAGAUUCUUAGAAUUCUGAGGUCAGGGGAGGAAGGGAGAUACCCAGAUAUGGAGAGACAAUGUGAAGAGAAGAUAGAGGCACUCAACCCCACAAGUCGGAUUCUGAGGAAAGAGAUCCCAGUCAGAAAGAUAAAUGAGAUUGAGCGUACGGAGGGACAGAGUCUGCAGUCAGAUCUACAGAACUGGACAUCUGAAAUGAAAGUAGCUGAGGGUUCUGUGAAUGGAGAGUCUGAAUUUGAUGAUGACAGUCUCCCACCAAUCAGAUCAGGUGUUAUAUCACUCAGUGGUAACUCCACUCAACAAGAGAAAAAAUCAUCAAAGAAGAAUGUGAUGCCUCGCAGCUACAAAGAGUGGGACAAGUUUGAUGUGGAGAAAGAAGUGGAAGAAGUGGAGAAAGAGAAACCCAAACAGCCAGGCAAAUCCGCCGCUCAGCCAGUCAUUGAGAAUGUGAUCAACUCCACAGGAAUGUCUGAACGAGAGAAAGAGAUGAAGGCAAACAGAGAAAAAGACAAAGGAAAUGAGGCUUUCAGAGCUGGUGACUUCCAGGAGGCUAUAACAUACUAUUCCAGGAGUAUAUCCCUCCAACCCAACCCUCCCUCAUACAACAACCGGGCUCUAGCCUAUUUAAAAACCAAAGAGUGGAUGAAAGCGGAGUCUGAUUGUAACAAGGUUCUGUCCUGGGAGCCCAAAAACAUCAAAGCUCUUCUGAGAAGAGGAACUGCACAGAAAGGAAAGAAGUGUUUCAGGGAGGCUUUGGCCGACUUUCAGCUUGCUUUAGAACUGGAACCUAACAACAAGCGUGCAGAGGAAUUGAUUCAAGAACUUCAUAAGGAAGAGAAGAGGUAUGAAGAAGAAACGAAGGCUAAGAAAGAGAAGGGGAGGAGGAUGGUCAUUGAGGAAGUAGGAGAAGAGGAGGAGGAAGAGGAGGAGGAGGAAGAAGAGAAGAAGACAAGGAAGGGAAAGAAGAUGGUGAUUGAGGAAGUUGAAGAGGAAGAGGAGUCAGCUGAUGAAGAGAUUGUUGUAGAAGAGAAGAAAAGCUUUGAGAAAAAGAAAGCUACAGUAAGUGUAAAAUCUCAAGAACUGAACAAGACAAAGAAAACUGAAACCAACAAAAAGGAAAACAAGCCAAUGGUGAAUGGGUUUCACAAAUCGCCCAAACAAAAAUCUGACAGCAAAGACAUUUGGGAGGAAGGAGAAGUUUCUACACAAGACAAGGAGGGUUUUACCACUUUACGAACAAGACCUGAAGAACAAGACAUCAGUAAUGUUGAAAGUGAAAGUAAAAAUGUAGGAGAAAGUGAAAGUAGCAGUACAGACACAGGACCUGCACAAAGUGUUCCGCAGACUGAAUCUAGUGGACUUUCACUUCAGGAAAUUGAGAAUUCUGAAAACGAGAACAUUGCCAAUGCUUCCGUCGAAAGCAAUAGAGUAGAGGAGGAACCAAGCAAGAAAACUGGUUCCCACGAAGCAAUGGCGUCCAGCGCUGUUGUUGAGAAACCUCCGGAGGAGCUAGCCCCUGUUAGGCCAGUCUUUAUACAGUACCCCUUACCUGACCCCAUUGCGAAACUGAGGGAGGAGGGAAACAAGUUAUUCCGGGAGGGUCAGUACGGGGAUGCUGUUCAUAAAUAUACAGAGGCCCUCAACAGGCUUGAAUUAGAAAAAUCAGACCAGGUGGUGAAUAGAUCCCUGAUACACAGUAACAGAGCCGCCUGCCACAUUAAGACUGGGCACUGUGCUGCCGCGAUCAAGGACUGCACCGCGGCUCUAGAACUGCUGCCUCACUCCAUCAAACCGCUACUGCGGCGAGGAAACGCCUACGAAAUUCUAGAAAAUUACAGGGAAGCUUACGUAGACUUCAAGCAUGUUAUCAACGUUGACAACUCAAUUGAUUUUGCUCAUCGUGGUUCGUCCAGGUGCCAAAGUCAUCUACAGUCUGUAGAUGGUCCAAGAUGGAGAGAAAAAUUACCCAGAAUUCCCUCAGUGUUACACUGGGAAGUCCCAGAUAUACGGACACCAGAGGAAGCUGCUGGCUCUUCUUCAUUUACAUCUCAGUCAUCUCAGAAAUCAUCACCCUCAUCAUCAGUAUCUUCUUCACAGACACAGCCUUCAUCGUCAGUACCAUCAUCAUCCACAUCUUCAUUAUCAGCAACAUCAGCACCUACAUCCACUCCAGACAAAGCCACCAGUGAUUCAUUAAAGAAACCUGCAAAGGAAGAAUCGUUUGAGGAGGUUAAGAGCAGAGGAAAUGAGUGUGUUAAAAAGUCGGAGUUCAAAUCAGCCAUCGAGUGUUAUACCCGCUGUGUGGAGUCAGACCCCAAGCAGACUGUCAGUUACACCAAUCGAGCGCUGUGUUACAUCAGGAUCAACCAACCAGAGAAAGCGGAACAGGACUGUACAGCAGCAUUAUCAAUAGAAAAAGACAAUGUUAAAGCUUUGUUCAGAAGAGCCCAGGCCAAAAAGAUGCUGAAGAGAUAUAAGGACAGUCUGAGUGACCUGGUUCACUUACUGAAAGUGGACCCCAAAAACACGGCAGCACAGCGGGAAAUAGAGGUGGUCAAGGACUACUGGAGAAAGGAGCUAAAAUCCCGUCCAGCUGAAAGCCCUAGCAGUACCGGCUCAAACGAAAAGGAAACAAAGGCAGCCAAUGAAAACAAGACCUCAAAGGUCAAAGGUCAGUCAUCCUCCAAUGAAAAGUCAGCUCAGGUAGCAGCGAGUUCAAAACCUAGUGCACCAAAAGCUGCAAAGCAAGAGUCCAGUCAAGCAGAAGAAAAGUCCAACUCCAAGAAAGGGAAACAGAAAACAAGGAAGAGGAUGGUCAUAGAGGAAAUGGACUCCGAAGAAAAACAGUCAGACAGCAAAAAGGAAAUUGAGAAAGAGGCUCCAACCCCUUCGCAUCAGUCUGGUGUAAAACAGACGACCCACAAACAAGAGCCUGCUCCAAAAUCUGGACACACCACCCCUACUGCUCCACCCCCUAGUCAUCACCCAAGUGCCACGCCCACUGAACCCCACAGUCAUCAAGAAUCCAAGUCCAAAAAGAAGGGGAAGAAAAACAAAGCUUCAGGGGAGCAGUCCUCGACGAGACCAACAGAAACAAAGUCAAGUUCGGAGGAGAAAUCUCCUGUAGCUUCAUCAAAGUCUCAGGGUGCUGAAAAGUCACCGUCUUCUACCAAACCUGUUCAGAAAUCCAGUAUAAAGGCCACUAGUACUGGCCUCCCUGUGGUUCCCUCCACCGCGCCUCGACUAGAGAAGGCCACGCCCUACGAGUUCAUUCAGGCGUGGAAUUCUCUGAAGAACGUCUCUGAAUUACAGCCCUAUGCUGACUUACUGAGGCAAAUUCCUCCUAAAGACUUGCCUCAAGUCAUCAGCAACAAACUAGAUGGUGGAAUGCUGAACCAAAUCACCAAGUGUGUGGCAGAGAAAUUGAUCAAGCAAGGUGAAUUGGAUCUAAGUUACAGUAUUCUGUCUCAUUUGACCAAAGUUCCGAGGUUCUCGACGAUAUCCAUGUUUUUGUCUUCUGCAGAAAAGAAAGAUCUCCAGAGUGUGUUUUCUCGCCUUCAGCAAACUGACUCCACUCAGUAUAGCUCUGAGGACUUGUCAAGAUUGAAGAAAGACUAUGGAGUCUAACUCCUAUAACUCAUAACUAAAUUCUUGUGAUAAUAAUUAUGCUAAUUAAAAGAACUAGGUUGGGAAGUCCUGGUAAUUACCCAAAGAAGGUUUCUUACUAAGUGCUUAAUGUUGACCAUAAACAAUUACUAUUCAUCUCUUGUCAAAUUCACCUGCAACGCCUUCAUAACUAUGCACUUUUAGUAGAUUUUGGUUGACUUGACCUUUGAACUUGAAUUCGCACAUAUCAGCCAAUCAGACGAGCUCAUGACUUAACACCUACACAUACAUGUACUUCUGGUAAUGAUGUGUUGUUAUGCAUUAUGUAGAAUUUUGCCAUGAACCAUAUCUAAACACUGCACACAUGCAAUUUGAAGGCUAUUUUAUUGUAAACACUUCACUACAUGUACAAAAGCACCUUAAAUUUUAAAUUUCCACUUUGUAUUUCUAUGGAGUAUUUUUGGUUUUCAUUGCAAAUUUACCAGUAAGGAAUUGAGUGUCCAUGGAUUUUGUCCUCUUUUCAUUACAAUUUUUCUUUUAGAAAAGUUUUUCUGUUUCUUGAUAAAAGGUUGUCUUAAUUUUGUAUCAUCCAUUGAUUUUUAAGCAUGAUUAUCCAUGGCUUUUGUCUUUUUUUAUACCAAGUGGAUGUUUUUCUUAAUUAAUGAAUUCUCCUGAUUCAGGUCAGACCUUGAAGAUUAUUUGGUCUAUGCAGCCUUUUAGAUUCAUUUAACAAUUUCCUGUCUGGUAAUUAAUUACUUUAUGUGGUAAUAGAUAAUUACCUUAAUUAAUUCAUAUUUUCCCCUGUUUAUUACUACAUUUCAUUAAGUUAGCUUUAUGGGGGAAUUUUUUCUUCUGUUUAGAAAAUUGCAUAAUUUGUACAUUUGUGUUCAUUUGGUAUGAUAAUCUGAGACAGCAAUUUUUUUGUUGUUUUUUUUUUUUUGGUGACUUCUUAAUGAAGUGACACUGGUUAAGGCUUUGUAGUAGAAGAAUAGGGGAAAAAACAUUGUAAAACACACUAUAAAUUAGAAGGUAAUUUCAAAAUAAGAAAUGAGUGUCUUGAUAUUCUACAGCAUUGCUAUUACCAGUAAGUGCAUUAAAUAUCAGCACACAGGAAACUAAAUGUUACAAGGCUAAGGUAGUUAUCUAUCUUGCUGCAGAUACAUAUAUAUAUAUACAUGUGGCCGAGUUACUUCAGAAGGUCAGGAUAUCCCCCCCCCCCCCUCUUUUAACCCCCCAAACCCAAUGAAUGCCAGGCAUAUCUGUUCAAAACUAUAAGAGUUGUUGAUGAGGCAGUGGAAUGCAUCAUAAAUUUAUCCAUUAAAAGGCCAGGCAAUAAAUCACAUCAAAAAGCCAGUAACUUGUCUUUAUUCAUGCAUUGCUAUUUAAUUUUUUUUUUGGGGGGGGGGGGGGGGGGGGGCUGUCAUUAAACCAGAUAUAUGACACUGAUUGUUUAGCAUCUUACGGUAAAUGAGUUGUAAAAAAAAGAAAGUAAUAAUUAUGCAAAAGAAAUUGAGAUGAUGUCAAAUGAAAAGUUGCAGGACAUUUUUUUUCAGAAAUGCAUACAAUUGCAUAGUUGUACAUGUAUAUAUUUUCUUUUUUUUACUUUUGGUGCAAUUUAUGAAUAAUUAAGAUGACAAAUUCCAUAUUUUGGAUAUUUAUAUUUGGAUAUUUUGGAUAUACAUGACUGUAUCCAUUGCUUAGUAAUUUGUCAUUCCAGAGGACUGGAAAACGUGGAGAGAAAAAGUAUUAUGUGGAGUGAUUGUUGCAUUUUAUUACAGUGUUCUCUGUGUGUGUCUGUUUUUUCAUUAUGAUGGAGAUAUUUAUGUGAUUGACAUUAAAACGUUGAACAAAGCCA